This is a messenger RNA of Suhomyces tanzawaensis NRRL Y-17324, 561 nucleotides long. It is a transcript of the gene RPL18, whose product is annotated as 60S ribosomal protein eL18. Gene Ontology annotation, biological process: translation. The record is from RefSeq and is a predicted model, not a curated record. Gene Ontology annotation, molecular function: structural constituent of ribosome; RNA binding. Bases 1 to 561 code for a protein of 186 amino acids. Gene Ontology annotation, cellular component: ribosome; cytosolic large ribosomal subunit. Lineage: Eukaryota; Fungi; Ascomycota; Pichiomycetes; Serinales; Debaryomycetaceae. The transcript is spliced from 2 exons.
AUGGGUAGAGAUCACACCACCAAGCAACACGCCAGAUCCGGUCACAGAGAAGCUCCAAAGUCCGACAACGUCUACUUGAAGUUGUUGGUCAAGCUUUACGCUUUCUUAGCUCGUCGUACUGAGGCUCCAUUCAACAAGGUCAUCUUGAGAUCUUUGUUCUUGUCCAAAAUCAACAAGCCACCAGUUUCUGUUUCUAGAAUCGCCAGAACCUUGAAGCAAAAGGGUGCUGCUUCCAAGACCAUCGUUGUUGUUGGUACCGUCACUGACGACAACAGAUUGUUGGAAUUCCCAAAGGCCACCGUCGCUGCCUUGAGAUUCACCGCUGGUGCCAAGGCCACCAUCUUGAAGGCUGGUGGUGAAGCCAUCACUUUGGACCAAUUGGCCCUCAGAGCUCCAAAGGGUGAAAACACCUUGAUCCUCAGAGGUCCAAGAAACGCCAGAGAAGCCGUCAGACACUUCGGUUUCGGUCCUCACAAGGGUAAGGCUCCAAGAAUCUUGUCUAAGGGUAGAAAGUUCGAAAGAGCUAGAGGUAGAAGAAACUCCAGAGGUUUCAAGGUCUAA